Molecule: messenger RNA, 3942 nt
Organism: Histoplasma capsulatum G186AR
Lineage: Eukaryota; Fungi; Ascomycota; Eurotiomycetes; Onygenales; Ajellomycetaceae
Product: NAD(P) transhydrogenase, mitochondrial precursor
Exons: 19
Coding region: 1-3813 (1270 amino acids)
Biological process (GO): NADPH regeneration
Cellular component (GO): mitochondrial inner membrane
Molecular function (GO): NADP binding; NAD binding
Source: RefSeq, a predicted model, not a curated record
AUGCCAAUGGAGCUGUUCCUGAGGGUCACCUGGUUGGCGGCUCGGCCCAGUCGCCCGCUAACCAACCAAACCAUCCCCAGUCACUGUCGAUUUACCCCAAACCAGCCCCAAACACUCGCAAGCCUUCGAUACCACCCUCUCCGUAUGGCCGCCGCUAGUUCUUACUUCCCCUCAUUCGUCAUUACCCCAGCAAUCUGCAUAGUUAUUCCUCCACGGGACACACCCGAGAGUAACCUCCUCCUUUUACCAACCCCAACUGUAGCUCUGAAACUUGAGUACCAAUAUCAGAGCAACUGGACACUGGCCACCACCCGUUGUUGUACCUGGCAGAUGCCUGCCUUCUUGCUUCAAGAAAUACAUUCUUUGCUACAGAGGGAGCGCCCGGUCAGAGUCGGCAAGGCUCUCUCACCAUUUGAUCGCUGUGAUUUCUGGUUGGUUCAAUUGCACUUUUGGAGCUUCCCUGAUACCCUCACUCACUCCAGGUUUAAAUCCAAGAUACAGAGUUCGCGACUAACAACUGAGGUGUGUCUGUUGGCAGCCACCCAAAUCCGUCGAUUCUCUGCCGGGUCCCGACGAUGCGAGGAACAAAAGAAACCCACCACCCCGCCGAAUUUGAUAACCUCUGUUCCUUACUCGGCUCUGACCGUUGGAAUCCCCUUCGAGACCUUCCCAAACGAGCGUCGCGUUGCCCUGACGCCGCAGAACGCCGCUCUCUUGCUCAAGAAGGGAUUUGGGCGUGUUCUGAUUGAGCGUGGUGCGGGUGCUCAAGCAAAGUUUACAGAUGAAGCAUAUGAGAAAGCGGGCGCGACGCUGGUGGACCGGACCGCCGUUUGGCAGGAUAGCGACAUCCUGCUGAAAGUUCGUGCGCCCUUGCUCAAAGGAUCCAACAACAACAACGAGGUGGCGGCUCUCCGCGAGGGGAGCACUCUCAUUUCGUUUCUAUACCCCGCACAGAAUAAGGAACUGGUCAAUUCACUGGCUGCUCGCCGCGUAACUUCGUUUGCGAUGGAUAUGAUCCCUCGCAUCUCCCGCGCACAGGUUUUUGAUGCUCUGAGGUAUAUCAGGGGAAACCCUCAUCCAACCAAUAUGAGAAAAGCUUUGGUGCUCACGAUUUACUUAGCUCGAUGGCAAAUAUCGCGGGCUACAAAGCCGUCCUCGAAGCUUCGAAUCAUUUCGGCCGUUUUCUUCCAGGUCAGGUUACGGCAGCCGGUCCCUGCUUCCAACAGCAAGGGAUGUUUGAGAGAUGGAGAUGCUAAUGAUCCGCAAUUCAAAUGCUGUAGAAAGAUUCCCCCUGGUAAAGUUCUCGUUAUUGGGGCUGGCGUAGCUGGUCUGAGUGCUAUCGGUGCCGCCCGUCGUCUUGGGGCAAUUGUACGAGGUUUUGAUACACGAUCUGCCGCACGUGAGCAAGUACAGUCGCUUGGUGCUGAGUUCAUUGAAGUCGACAUCCAAGAAGAAGGCUCAGGUACUGGUGGCUACGCAAAGGAAAUGUCGAAAGAGUUCUUAGAGGCUGAAAUGAAGUUGUUCAUGGAACAGUGUAAAGAAGUAGAUAUUGUGAUCACAACCGCCUUGAUUCCCGGAAAGCCCGCCCCCAAGUUGAUCAAGAAAGAGAUGGUAGCAGCAAUGAAACCAGGCUCUGUGAUUGUUGAUCUAGCCGCUGAAGCUGGCGGGAAUUGCGAACUGACUAUUCCCGGACAAUUAACUGUUGAAAACGGCGUUACUGUUAUUGGAUAUACGGAUCUUCCUUCACGACUUCCAACACAAUCGUCCACACUUUACUCCAACAAUAUCACGAAGUUCCUUCUCUCCAUGGCUCCCGAGGAAAAGAAGUUCGGCGUCGACCCUACAGACGAGGUUGUCCGUGGCUCGAUUGUUACUGAGAAUGGCGAAGUCCUUCCUCCCGCUCCCCGACCUGCUCCCCCGCCUGCUCCAGCUCCCAAAACUGCUGAUCUUUCCAAAGAGAGCGCCACCCUAGCCCUGACCCCGUUCCAGAAGAUCUCUCGGGAGGUUGCCACCGUAGCUGGUGGGAUGGGCCUAGCAGUAACUCUCGGCAAAUUCACAGGCCCAUUAUUCAUGAGCAACGUUUUUACCGCUGGACUUGCUUCACUUAUUGGCUAUCGUGUGGUCUGGGGAGUAGUUCCUGCUCUGCACUCCCCCUUGAUGAGUGUAACGAACGCCAUUUCAGGCAUGGUUGGCGUCGGUGGUUUAUUUGUCAUGGGAGGGGGGUUUGUUCCUGAGACCAUUCCGCAGGCUCUUGGCGCAUUGUCGGUCCUGUUAGCAUUUGUAAACGUGUCGGGUGGCUUCGUUAUCACCAAGCGAAUGUUGGAUAUGUUCAGACGCCCGACGGACCCCCCCGAAUAUCCCUGGCUAUACGCCAUUCCCGGUCUGUUGUUUGGCGGAGGCUUUAUUGCUGCCGCAAGCACUGGUAUGGCUGGCCUUGUUCAAGCUGGAUAUCUAGUUAGCAGUAUCCUGUGUAUUAGUUCCCUUUCUGGCCUUGCGUCUCAGGCGACAGCGCGGCGAGGCAAUAUGUUAGGUAUUUUGGGUGUACUUUCUGGGAUGCUUGCAUCCCUGGCUGCUGUUGGCUUCUCCCCUGAAGUUCUUGCACAAUUCGUUGGAGUUGCUGGGUUUGGAAGCAUUCUUGGUGCACUAAUCGGCCGUCGCAUUACACCAACUGGAUUACCACAAACUGUUGCUGCAUUACAUUCCGUUGUCGGAUUGGCGGCCGUUCUUACCAGCAUUGGAAGUGUUCUACUAGAUCUUGGGCAUAUUUCUACCCUCCAUCUUGUCACUGCAUAUUUGGGAGUUGUCAUUGGUGGCGUUACGUUUACUGGUUCAAUCGUUGCUUUCCUCAAACUAGCGGGACGGAUAUCGUCACGCCCUACUAUUUUACCUGGUCGGCACGUCAUUAACACAUCGCUCCUCGGAGGAAACGCUGCUUUGAUGGGAGCGUUUGUCACAAUGGCCCCCGGUGCUCCUAUGACAGCAGCGUUAUGUCUAGGUGCUAGUACAAUACUCAGCUUUUUGAAAGGCUAUACAACAACUGCCGCUAUCGGCGGUGCUGAUAUGCCCGUGGUAAUUACUGUUCUGAAUGCUUAUUCCGGAUUUGCAUUGGUUGCGGAGGGCUUUAUGCUCGACAACCCAUUGUUGACUACUGUUGGAUCACUUAUCGGUGUUAGCGGUUCUAUUUUGUCAUAUAUUAUGUGUGUCGCAAUGAAUAGAUCUCUGACCAACGUACUAUUUGGUGGUAUAUCUUCCCCAACCGCCUCGGAUCACAAAAUUGAAGGACAAAUUACCAAAACAUCGAUCGAUGAGACUGUGGAUUCUCUUGCCAAUGCGGAAAGUGUUAUAAUUGUUGUCGGCUACGGAAUGGCUGUCGCGAAAGCCCAGUAUGCAAUUUCUGAGAUCACACGAAUGCUACGAGCCAAGGGCGUGAAGGUCAGAUUCGCAAUCCACCCGGUGGCUGGCAGAAUGCCUGGGCAGUGUAAUGUCUUGUUAGCGGAAGCCUCCGUACCAUACGAUAUCGUACUAGAAAUGGAUGAAAUCAAUGAUGAUUUCGAUGACACUGACGUAACGCUGGUCAUUGGUGCCAAUGACACUGUCAAUCCAAUCGCACUAGAACCUGGCUCCCCUAUCGCUGGUAUGCCCGUUCUAAACGUGUGGAAGAGCAAGGAGGUCAUCGUCAUGAAAAGAGGCAUGGCUAGUGGAUACGCCGACGUACCUAAUCCCAUGUUCUACAUGCCCAAGACAAGAAUGUUGUUCGGAGACGCGAAGACUUCCUGCGAUGCAAUCCAACGCGGCCUCGAAGCGCGGAAAUGAAAUCAUACAAUACGGUAACCAUGAGUGUUGGAUAACAUACGAUCUAACACUGGCUGUUGGUUGACACUUUGAGCUAUCCCCAAACACUUCGAGCAUCUAGGGCAGGGAUUUUAGUACAUUACAAUAACA